This is a messenger RNA of Mytilus trossulus (common blue mussel), 1841 nucleotides long. RefSeq names its product heat shock 70 kDa protein 12A-like. Lineage: Eukaryota; Metazoa; Mollusca; Bivalvia; Mytilida; Mytilidae. Gene Ontology annotation, molecular function: ATP binding; ATP-dependent protein folding chaperone. The coding region runs from base 17 to 1765 and encodes 582 amino acids. The transcript is spliced from 4 exons. The record is from RefSeq and is a predicted model, not a curated record.
GUGAUAUUCACCCCUGAUGGCAUGUGGGGAGAUUAUUACAGAGCCGCUAAUGGUCGCAGCGAUUGAUUUAGGAACAACAUUCUCAAGUUACGCUUUCGCCACCAGAGGUGAUUUCAAAGAUGAUCCAACAAAAAUAUCCUCUUAUGCAUGGUUUACUGGCUCACAGCCGGGACUGUCACUCAAAACACCCACCUGCAUUCUGUUUGACAAAGUUCAAAAUUUCUUUGCAUUUGGUGCUGAAGCAGAAGAUAAAUACACAGAGCUAGCACAAGAGGAAGACCACAUACACUGGUCAUUCUUUAGAAGGUUCAAAAUGCAGCUAUAUGACAAACAGGAAAUAUCUAGGGAUUUUAUGUUGGUAAGUGAGAAUGGUUGUCUUAUACCAGCAAUGAAGGUCUUCUCAGAGAGUAUUAAGUAUCUUAAAACACACUUAGAGAAUCACAUCAACAGUAAAACAUUGUGUUUUAAACCACAGGAGAUAGAAUGGGUGCUAACGAUCCCAGCUAUUUGGACAGAUCCUGCAAAGCAGUUUAUGAGAGAGGCUGCUAAUAUUGCAGGUAUACCCAACAGCCGCCUUAUACUGGCGUUAGAACCAGAGGCUGCUUCCGUCUACUGUAAGAACUUACCUGUAGAUAGAACAGUAUGUUCGGAACGGAAAUCUGUUCUUGAAGUUUUUUCACCUGGUACCAAGUAUCUUAUACUGGACGCGGGAGGUGGUACUAUUGACAUCACUGUACAAGAAAUCAAACCAGACGGUAAUAUCAAACAGAUUUAUAUGGCCAAUGGAGGUGAUUGGGGUGGAGUCAAAGUCGACCAAGCAUUCGAAGAAUUCCUGACGGAUAUAGUAGGAAUAGAGACAAUGGAAGAGUUCCGCGAGGAAGAUAAAUUAGAAUACUUGAGCCUCUGCAGGGAAUUUGAAAUGAAAAAGCGUGAUAUUCGUCCAGACAGCAAAGCAAAGUGUACAAUACGUGUACCAGUUUGUUUAAUCGAGAGGCUGCAGAACGUCAAAGGAAUGUCUUUGAAAGAAAUAUCAAAUUCUAACAAAUCGAUAGUAUGGGUUGGUGAUAAAUUACGCCUCGAUUCGGAAACUGCUAAAUCCUUCUUUACUGAGGCUUCCAGACAAAUAAUUGACCAUAUAAGUGGCAUCUUUGAAGAAUCAGCAGUCGUAGGUACGGAAGCUAUAGUGAUGGUCGGAGAUUUCUCAGAAUCUCCAAUGCUUCAGGAGGCAAUAAAGACAGCAUUUCCAAACAUGACUGUGAUAAUUCCAGAGGAAGCUGGUGUGGCGGUACUAAAAGGUGCUGUCCAGUUCGGAUUCAAUCCACAAGUAAUCAGUCCUCGCAUCGGUCGAUUUACAUAUGGAAUAAGUACAAACAAACGCUUUCGUCCACAUACAGAUCCGGAGGAUAAAAAGCAAAUCGUCAAUGGUAUAAUGUAUUGCCGUAAAAGAUUUGGCAAACAUGUUGAGAGAGGUCAAUCCAUUGAACAAGGAGAAGUAAGCGAACAACAAACAUACAACCCUUUAACAGCUGACCAGAACCGAAUUAUACUUCCUAUAUAUGUUUCACUAUCAAUAGAUCCCCAGUAUGUUGAUGAAGAAGACUGUACAUACCUCGGUGAUCUUGAGGUGGAUAUGUCGGAUAUUCAGGGAGGGUGUGAACGGGAAGUCAUUGUAGGGAUGAGAUUUGGAGGGCCCGAUAUUGCUGUGGAGGCCAUUGUGAAAUCAACAGGAGAAACUGUUGAUGCCCGUUUUAACUGCUUGCGUUAAUUUCGUGUACUGAAUGAUUUCCUUUUUUAACAUAACACUACAUUAUAUAUUUUCUGUGAUACAAAAUACUUCUCUA